GUGCGCAGGCGCAUCGCGGUGGCACUCCGCUGGGUUCGGUACGCGCCGGCGGCCGCGGAGACACCAGGCUGCGGAGCUGCCUGCCCCGCCCGUACAGCCCGGCCGCCGUGCGUCGCCCGCACACACCACCGCCAUGGGCUCCUAAGGCCAGCUUGUCACUCACUGAAAGGGAUUCUCUCAGGGAGCCUACUGCUGCUGGGCACCAUGACAGUGAGGGGGGCUGCGCUGGCCCCAGACCCAGCAUCACCCACCACCGCAGCAGCUUCGCCUAGCAUCUCAGCGACCCCCGAGGGCAGUCCCACGGCCAUGGAGCAGCCUGUGUUCCUGAUGACCACUGCCGCCCAGGCCAUCUCCGGUUUCUUUGUGUGGACAGCUCUGCUCAUCACCUGCCACCAGAUCUACAUGCACCUGCGCUGCUACAGCCGCCCCAAUGAGCAGCGCUACAUCGUGCGUAUCCUCUUCAUCGUGCCCAUCUAUGCCUUUGACUCGUGGCUCAGCCUCCUCUUCUUUACCAACGACCAGUACUACGUGUACUUCGGCACCGUCCGUGACUGCUAUGAGGCCUUGGUCAUCUAUAACUUCCUGAGCCUGUGCUAUGAGUACCUUGGGGGAGAGAGCUCCAUCAUGUCAGAGAUCAGAGGGAAGGCCAUCGAGUCAAGCUGUGUGUAUGGCACAUGUUGCCUCUGGGGAAAGACUUACUCCAUCGGAUUCUUGAGGUUCUGCAAACAGGCCACCCUGCAGUUCUGUGUGGUGAAGCCUCUCAUGGCCGUCAGCACCGUUAUCCUGCAGGCCUUUGGCAAGUACCGGGACGGGGACUUCGAUGUCACCAGCGGCUAUCUGUACGUGACCAUCAUCUACAACAUCUCUGUCAGCCUGGCCCUUUAUGCCCUCUUUCUUUUUUACUUUGCCACGCGGGAGCUGCUCAGCCCCUACAGCCCGGUCCUCAAGUUCUUCAUGGUCAAGUCUGUCAUCUUUCUCUCCUUCUGGCAAGGCAUGCUGCUGGCGAUCCUGGAGAAGUGUGGGGCCAUCCCCAAGAUCCACUCAGCCCGUGUGUCAGUGGGUGAGGGCACUGUGGCUGCUGGCUACCAGGAUUUCAUCAUCUGUGUGGAGAUGUUCUUUGCAGCCUUGGCCUUGCGGCAUGCCUUCACCUAUAAAGUCUACGCUGACAAGAGACUGGAUGCACAAGUGCCGACAUACGGCCCUUACGGCCGCUGCGCCCCCAUGAAGAGCAUCUCCAGCAGCCUCAAGGAGACCAUGAACCCACAUGACAUCGUGCAGGAUGCCAUCCACAACUUCUCACCUGCCUACCAACAGUACACGCAGCAGUCCACGCUGGAGCCCGGGCCCACCUGGCGUGGUGGCACCCACAGUCUCUCGCGUUCCCACAGCCUUAGCGGCGCCCGUGACAACGAGAAGACUCUGCUGCUUAGCUCUGAUGAUGAGUUCUAGAUGUGGGCACUGGUGGGGAAGGAGAGGUGCCUCACCAGGGCCUGCCGGGCCUCCUCUAGCCUUCAGCCAGGCUGGGGGAGGAUGGCCAGCACAGCUUUGCUGUUGUCCUUUAUUUAUUGGACCGGAAACAUAUCGCUUCCAGAGGAACAGGCCUCCGGGAACUUGUAUACAUGGCCAAGCCUGCACUACCCAGGAUAGGAGCAGAGGGUACUGGCUGCAGCUCCCACACCUCUGUUGCCCGUCCUGAGCUGGUGGCAUGCUGGAACCAGCUGUGCCUGGGCCCAAAUGCUUGUGUGUGUUGGCCAGAAGCUGCCGCCUAUGCCCCCUCUUCCUCAAGACAUCUGCUGAGGCUGUCAGGCCAGUUUGCCCCAUACCGUGCAAUACCCAGACCCCGUACUGGUCUCUUCUCACCUGUGCCCCUCCCUGUCCACCUUUGUCCAAUAUAAGAGUUGUCUCACUCCAGGCAGGAGGAAGGGACAUGGAUGCUUGGUGGAAACCCUCCCCCUGACCCCACCUCACCUAAGCCUGCCUGGCCUGCUGCAAAGAUCAGAGCCAGACCCCAGGAGCCUCGGGGCUCAGCUAGGAAGGGUGCCUCUGUGCCUGUGGGCCCUUCUGGUAACACAUGGGGCUCUGGGUGUCUUUACUGUGGCCACUCAGCCUGCCUCUUGUCCCUUCCUCCUGGCCUGCCUAGGACAGCCAGCAGCCCACACUGCCCUCUCACUUGGGUCCAGCUCUUGAUAGUUUGGGGUAGAACCCCCGACUUCCUGACUCCUCCAGGUCCUGUGCUCUCUAUCUCCUCCCUAAUGGAGCAGUCAGAUCUCUGCUGGGUCCUGGUCUCUCCCUGAGGUUUGUCUGUCCUGGGUCAGGGGAAAGGUCUAAGUUUCCACAUUUCAGACCAGCUUCCAGGGGAGGCUAGAGGGAUGGUCUGCAGUGGGGGCCAAGGUGGGGGUCCCCUGGCCAUAGGGCUUGUAUUCUGCCUCAUCUGGCCCCCAGCCCGUCUCUUCUGUGCCUUAAGUCACAUAUGAAAGCCCCCUCUCCAGCCCUCAGUCUGUCCCAGGCACCUCUAGGGGCUCCUUACUCAGCUGCUGGCACUCAGGAUACUGCAGUACUGGGUCAGGCACCCACAGCCAGGCCUCAGGAAUGGCUGGGACUACCCAUUCCCUUCCUUGAUAUCCUCUGCACCCACAUCCCCAAUCCUUCCAGGGCUGGGACCCCAGGUAAGCCUAUGCCAGCCACUCUCCUACAAAGAGCCCUUCCCCCAAGAUGGGACAGCAGGGGACCUGGCUGGUGGAACCCAGGCAGUGCUUGGGUUUGGGCUGCAGUAGCUUCUGGAAGUAGACUAAUGAGGGAGAAGGAAGGGCCCCACCUUUUGGCCUUCACUGGAAGCUCUUCCUUUGGUUACUUCUAGAGCAAACAUUCCCUGGGGUUUGCUGGGAGGGACCUUAUGGGACAGUUUCAUCCCAGCAACCUUCCAGCCUCCUCCUCUCUCAUGGCCCAGAGGCCAGUAUGCCAGAGGCCAGCUCUCAGCCCUACCUGGUGGGCCUGGCCAAUGGGUCCCAAGCUGCCCAGGAAGGCAGCUGGCAGGUGGGAGCUGCUUGGGGAGUGGCUCAGGCCCCCCCUGUGCCUGCUCUCACCAAUCUAUUUCGCUCUCCUUCCAGGCCAAAGUGCGUUGCUGACUCCUGUCCCCACUGGUCCCUGCCCACUUUGGCGCUUGCCCACUAGCAUGACGGGUGGGGCUGGGGGGAAGCUCAGUGGCAGGGUUGAGGUCAUGGGGACAGGAACCUGUGCCCAACUGCUCCAUCCACUCCUUCCUAGGAUGCAUAACCUAUCUUGUCUCAUUUAUUUUUUAUUUUUUUUCCAGAUAGAGUAGCUCUUUGUACAUAAAAAAAUACUUGAAAAUUAAUUGUAUGAUUUAUGAGAAGACAGAGCCCCCUAGUUUUGUAAUUCGUAUGAUUGCCACAAGUUCCACCAGAAAGCCACUCUAUUUUGGUCUCUGUGAUAUUUUAAAUGUGUGACAGAAGUGAGCAAAUAAAAUCAGGAAGAAAUAUAUAUAUAUAUAUAUAUAUAAGAUAAUAUAGAUUGUAUUGAAAUCU
Nannospalax galili (Upper Galilee mountains blind mole rat) is the source of this 3542-nucleotide messenger RNA. RefSeq names its product transmembrane protein 184B (gene Tmem184b). Gene Ontology annotation, biological process: transport. The record is from RefSeq and is a predicted model, not a curated record. The transcript has 10 exons. NCBI's taxonomy places the organism in Eukaryota, Metazoa, Chordata, Mammalia, Rodentia, Spalacidae. Gene Ontology annotation, molecular function: transporter activity. Bases 205 to 1449 code for a protein of 414 amino acids.